This is a messenger RNA of Dentiscutata heterogama, 282 nucleotides long. The record is from the annotation of a GenBank genome assembly. Lineage: Eukaryota; Fungi; Glomeromycota; Glomeromycetes; Diversisporales; Gigasporaceae.
AGCUCAAUACAAUCGAAAGAAGAUGAAAUUAGUCUUAAUGAAGUAAAGUUGGCAAUAAAAUCUAUUACUCCAAAACAAACGGUUUACCAAAUUCGAACUUCAUCUCUUAUAUCUACAAAAAAAAGAAAAAGAAAAGAUGAUCCAGAAUUUUAUGAAGAAAUUGAAGAUUUAGAAAGUAUUUCAAUUAAUCUAUUUCAAGCUUCUAAAGUUGAUUUUGAUAAGCCUGCACAUAUUCCUGAGCCCAAUAUAAAUAUUAAUGAUAUAUUAUCGAUUCUUAUAUGG